Molecule: messenger RNA, 1329 nt
Organism: Cuscuta campestris
Lineage: Eukaryota; Viridiplantae; Streptophyta; Magnoliopsida; Solanales; Convolvulaceae
Source: the annotation of a GenBank genome assembly
GUUCACACUUUGAAUUAAACCCGUUCUUAAAAAACCUGAAACCAACUUGCUUGUCCAAUUUCCUCAUCUCUGCAGAAGAAUCAGGUAUGUACAAAAGUAAUUAUAAGCAAAUCCAUAUUUAAUAUCCAAAAUGUAUGUUGAUAGCUCUGUUGUCAUGGCGUCGCCUAGUCGGAGUAGUCACCGACCGGUUUGGCGUCCAGGCGGGUGAUGAGUCUCCCAUGAACGUUCGCCUCGCCGUAUUGGCAUCCACUUGGUGUAAUUAGGCAUCCAGUUUAGACGCCAUAGCUCCUUGACCUUUUGUCAAGUUUAUUACUUCUUGGUCGAUUUGUUUAUGUUAAAGGGCGAUUAACCCUAAACGAAGACUGAGUAGCUGAGUAGCGAGAGCGACUAACUCACUUACCCUUUGCUGUCUUCUCCGAUGCUUUUUGGAGGCCAACCCUAGGAGACAAAGAUCUGAUCAAGUGCAUCCCUUUCCUGCAAAAAUUUUCUAGAGCAUUAAUCUCUGAAACUCUGACAGAUUACGUUGCCUUGGGGUUUCUCGUCUGCAGUGGGCUUGAGUACAAACAAGUAGGGGAAUACAAAUAGAGUAGUAAUCCAUGAAAGGGGGAAGAAAGAAUUUAAAGAGAGCCAUAAAUAAUAAAACCACAGCACUUCAACAGGGCCAAAUGAUUAUGCAAGUGGUUGACCUCCGUGGCUCCAAUCAAAUUGAGGUAAUGGAUGCAAAGGGUGAAAAGUUUUUAGCAAUAUUCCCAGCCAAGUUUCAAAAGAGCAUGUGGAUUAAAAGAGGGAACUUUGUUGUGGUUGACGAGAGCGCAAAGGAGAAAGCAAUUGAAUCAGGGAUGAAAGUGGGUUGCACUGUCACACAAGUUCUCUUUUAUGAUCAAGUUCGCGAGUAUCAAAAGUCCCCAGAUUGGCCAGAUGUCUUCAAAUCUGCAGCAAUAGAAAGUUCAUCACAAAAUUUAGAAAGGCACGCGUCUCAGACAUGCGGUGAUGACGAGGAAGAUGAAGAGGAUGACGGGCUUCCUCCAUUAGAAGCCAAUACCAACAGAUUAAAGCCUUUCCAAUCAGAGUCGGAUACUGAGCAAGAUUCGGACUCUGAUUCCUGAUUUGCAGUCAGAUUCGCCCCGCAAAUGUGGAGCUACAGGUUAAUCCGAAGUAAACUGCCAACUUUUUUGAACUUCAUUUGUUGAGAUUUUGUAACCUGAAGCUCUUUUCUGGGAAGAUCGUAAUCCAGUAUGGCUUUUCGAACAUUUUUUUCAGUAAGGAUAUGGGCAUGAACUACACAGUUGCUAUGUCGCUAACACAAUGAAAUGAAAAAGAUUGAAACGA